GCAGCGGGGAUCUUAGUGAAGAAGACCUCCAGCUCCAGGAAGAGAAUGGCGCGCGAUCCCCUCGAAGCGUGUCGGUUCCUCUCCCUGCGCCGCAGGUUCGCGAGGUAACGGCGGCGACGACAAGAGACCCCGGUCGCUCUCUGCGGGAGGGGUGUUUUGGUUUGGAUAAAAGACGAGAAUGGAUGACGGCCCGGCUCGGUGGGAGUCGUCCCGGCCUCCGAGGAGGUUGUCCGCCGCCGCCGCCGCCGCAGCCGCGGAGGUCGGAGGCGCUAGCGUUAGCCUGCAGGACGAGGACGACCUGUUCGAGGUCCACACGCCCGGGGACGCUCCGGUCGGACCCGACCGACUGAGCUCCGCCGCCGGGACGAGGAAGCGGAGCAACUCGGCCACGCAGUUGGUGUACGAGCGGUACAUGCCCAUGGGGCCGCUGAAGUUCCCCAUACCGAGGAAACCCAAGGAGAAAAGAGCUCUGUUCCAGUUUAUCUCCACUGAGUCCAGGGAGUAUGACGACAUGAUGACCAUCCUGACGUCCAGCUACAUUGACACCGGCUCUGCUGGCUGCUUCACUUACAGCAAACCUCGGCUCGUCCACAGCGAGCUGCUGGAGAAAGAGUUUGUGGAGAAGAGGAAGGAGAUGAAGGCCGACGGGAGGACGGACAAAGAGCUGGAGCAGAGCUACUGUUUCCUGUUGGCUGAUUCCGUAACGCUGCCUGUGCUCUGUGAGAAGGGGCUGCUUAUGGGUCAGAGCCGUGUCACAGUGCUGGGAAACCCCAUCAAAGGAGUGUACCUGUCCAGGUACUCUGACCUGAUCCAGAUCACCCCCCUGACUCCUGGAGUCACGGGGGACAUCGUCAUCUUCAAAGUGAUGAAGGGUAAAGUGAAAAGCAUUUAUGAAAACAUGAAGAACCUCCUGGAUCCAACGCCUCGCUUCGACAGCCACACCGCCAAGAACGCCAGCAAAGUCACAUCGCUGGCCUCCUACCGCGCCUUUGACCUCACACAGCAAUACUUCUACGAGUAUUCCUUUGACGAGCUGCGGCCGCGGCCUCGGCAGGUCUGCCCGUACGCCGUCGUCUCGUUCCAGUUUAAAGGAAAAGACUCCUCACUUCCCAGCAAACCACUGGCCCCCAUCAGGUUGAACAGCCAGUCAGCAGACGGGAGCAAAGAGCGCACUCAGUUCACAGUGUGGACCGGGGACUUGGUGAAAGGAGACCGGCUUCUCUUCCAGGUCUCCCUGCGCUCCUUCUCCCCGCCCCUCCUGCCCCACAGACUACUGGAGAAGUUGGAAAUCGGUUUGUUGAUGAGACUUGACCAGGCGACCAAACUCCUGCCCGCUGACCUGUUCUGCUACGACCUCUACAGCAGCGGCCAUGAAGUGGUGAAGAGCGGCUAUUGUUGCAGCCUCCUGGAGAUGACGGACAGGAGUCGCUCUGUGUCCAGCGUGACGAGCCUGCUGCGGGAACUGGAGAUGAAAAAAGUGGUUCUGAUGAUUCCACUCUCUGACCGAGGCGUUCUCCUCUUGCUGUCCAGUGUUCAGAUGGCCACACCCUCUGAGAGGGCGGAGAGCUGGAAGAGGUGUCUUCAGGCCUUGUUCGUCUUCCGAGAGUCGAGACAUCUGGCCAAACCCACGUUAAGGUGCGCCUCCUCGACUCACGACGCCACUGAGCCGGCGACGUCUGGUGUCGCCGUGAUGCCGCGGCUGAGCCAGCUCAUUCCGGCGCUGCAUCAUGCCCUGGUCAAGGCCCGGGCCAACCCCCCGCCCGAGCUGUCCGCCGGUGUGGAGCGCCAGGCACGGGAUUACCUCACCGGCCUGAAGCAAGGCACGGUCCAACAGUACCCAAUGGGCGAGUACGACUCGGCGCUGGACGAGUGCAGACAGCUGUUCCCGACUCCCAAACACCACCAGGUGAACAUGGACGGCUACCUGCGCUCCUACCUGUACAGCCCGGCCCUCUACCAGCUGUCGGUGGCCCGGGCCAAGCAGAUGGUGGAGGCGCACUGCGGCCCAGAGGAGACGCCGGAGGCAACGCUGAGGAAGGCCUCCGGAGGGCGGGCGGAGGAGAGGACCUGCAACGCUAGAAACAAACAGACCAAACAUGAGAAGAUGCAGCAGCUGGUGAACCUGGUUUUGACCUGUAAGAAGAACGCAGAGAAUGAGGUGAAGAGGGAGGAAGGAGCAGGGGCAAUGGUACCAGGGAGGAAGAGGAAACUGGAGCAGGUGACUGCAGAGAGAGCGCUGAAGUUCCUGAAGGCAUCGCAGGAACCCGGGAGACUCUGCAAGAUUCCCGGUGAGGGAAGCCAGGCUCCUUAUUCAACUACUUCUCUCCCUUCUGUGAUUGGCUUGCUGGGUUUGAAGGACCUUGACCUGAGGGAAGAUAGAUCUGAAGCAGCAGUGAAACUGCUUAGUCUGCUAACAGACCUCAACCAGGCUGCAGGAGGAACCACCAAUCGGAGUGUUGGUGAGGUGCGAGAGGAGGCGCAGAGAGAAUCCUCUCCUUUGGAUAGGUUGGCGACAAAGCUGGGUCUGCCCACCAACUGUGACAUUGACCUGAGGAAGCAGCAAGAGCUGGAGGAGCAGGCGGCGGGCAGCGUCAGUAGUUUGGAGGGAUUCAGCCCGAGCUCCCACAGCGGGGAGAUGAAUCACCACGGAGGAGCAGCUAGAGAAGGAGGAGGAGGAGGAGGGCUCGAGCAGAGAGCAGGAGCAUAUGAAAAAGAAGAGGAACACAUCCAGUGGGAGAUCCCUUGGGUCCUAAUCCCCAUCACAGGUGUUUGUUCGCAGAGGUACACCCACAGAGACAGGAACAUCCCUCAGGACCCCCGCUUCCAGCACCUCGCCACGGCAACGAGCAUCGCCGCGACAACCAAACCUCGGAGGCAGAGCCCCACCCGGUCCCCUGAGCGAAGCUCUCCCCCCUCCCCCCUCAAGUUCCCAUCUCCCGAGCCCAGCCCCCCGCACUCCCCCUACCAAUGCCCGUCACCCGACCCCAGCCCCCCUCUGUCCCCCUCCCAGUGCCCGUCUCCAGAGCCCAGUCCACCGCCGUCCCCGUCUCAGUGCCCGUCCCCGGAGCCCAGCCCUCCCCCGUCUCCACGGCCCAACCACAUCCCCUCCCCUUCCCGAUGCCUGGCGCUGCCACUUGGCCGCCCCACCUUUCUACCGCGGGGCCAGUCCGCAGAGCCGAUUGAGCUUGUCCCGUUUAAUGAGGCCCACAGCGGUGCUAACGUGCAGCAGUUAGCACCCACAGCCUCUGGGGGGUUUGCAGGACUGCCUAAAGGCGUGGAAGAGAGACCUUGGGGGAAAGAAAAGAGUGACGAGCCGUUUGUUCCUGUAUCCAUCCAGCCGUCAUUUCCUCCGGCUCCAGAGAGGAGGCCGAGCCCCUCACCACCACCCACUGAGAGAGAGAAGGGAAAUUCAGGGAGGGAAACAGUGGGGUUGAGGGAGGUACAAGCAGACAUCGUAGUUCAGGAAAAAGAAACACUGCUGGUUCAGACCCUGCGAACCCGUGUGGGAGAAGAAGAGGAAGUGGAAAUGACACCUGUGGUAGCUAGUGGUAAGGAGCAAAAAGCAGAAGAGAAGGAACCGGUAGGUGGUGCUUUGUUCUCUCCGUCCUUCUUACCUCCAUCUCGCCUCGACUCUGUGGUCGACAAACAGCUGAGUGACUUCUACUCUGAGAUUCAGCUCCUCCUGCAACAGCACAGUGUCCAUUACAGCUUCCCGCCCCCGCACUCCACCUCAAACACGGAGACCUCCGCACUUCCACACACACUCCAACGCACAUUUUCACAGUAUGUGACCUUCUACAACCCCUGCCCCCCGGUGCAGGACUACGUUUGCUCGCUGCAGGACGGCAUUAACGGCAUGCUGACGGAGUUCGAGAACACCUCUCCGGCCCACAAAGCCGGCACUAGCGGGACCGACGUUGACUCCGCGCUGGCUAGCAGCGUUAGCCAGUUUGUGUCCAGUAUCCGAGCGGGGAAGGAUAAAACCGGCGGUGAGCCGACAGCUGCUGAGAGUCCCGCAACCUCCCGAGGAGGCGUGCCCUGGCAGCCGCACACGGUCACCAAACAGGUUCCUGAUGCUGCUAACACGAACCCCCCGGUCUCUCAUGUCACUUUAUCAGUCACUACCUCAAAGUCUGGUUCUGGCUCCGGCUCCAAACCCACCAGCGCUUCCGUCCGCUCGCCGCCUCGGAACGAGUCAUCACAAUCAGCGCUGAAACCACAACAAGGUCACGCUUUGGAGAUUUCAGUCGCUCACGGCAGACAAGACCCCAGCUCUGCACGUUGUCUCCCUGCUGCGGAAGUUGGGAGUGAGGUGACGUUUAAAGGUCUCUGCGGCAUCUCCAAGCCCCUGGCCGAACCCCCCCACACCCCCGACCGGAUCUCCGGUCUGGCCUCUGAGUUCCUCCACCUGCCCGCCGAAAACCCCGUCCCUCCGGCCGCCUCCCUGAGCUCCCUGAUCAGCCGGCUGCAGCCGGAGGUGUUCAACAACCUGCUGAAGAUUUUCAAAGACGUCAAGAGAAACUCCGCGCAGUUCUACCUCCACAGCGGCGAGGCGGGGGACCGGGUCCACGACGAGGUCAAGGAAUACCUGUUGAAGCAGGGCAAAACAGAGCAGAGUCCUGUGGACUUCCUGAAUCAAGAAAAUUCUGCAAACCGUCUGCUGGUCAUCAUUAAGAACAAAGACAUAGCUGGACAGCUACACAAGAUCCCGGGUCUGUUGUCUCUGAAGCGACACGCCUCUGUGGUGUUUGUGGGAAUCAAUGACCUGGACGACAUCAGAAACAACUGCUGCGAAGAGCUUUUGGUCUCCGGAGGCUGCAUCGUUUCGGACGAGUUUGUUCUUAAUCCGGACUUCAUCACUCGCGAUCAACUGGCCUCCCUGCUGGUGGUCCUGGAGCAGCACAGCUCCCCACACAGCGUCUGGAGGUGGAAGGUUCACUGGCAAACCCACAAGAAGUUAAAAGAGCAAGCCAGGUUCCGGAGGGAUGCAGCCGACCUACUGGAAGUCCUGUCGGCCUAUCAGAAGCGGCAGAUCGUUGAGCUCCUCCCAUACCAUAACUGCGACAAAACAAACCAUCAGUCGCCUGACCUGGAGUGUCUGAUGGAAAUCCAGGCCCAACACACACAGUACCGACACACAGUCUUCCUGACAUUUCGUGGUAUUGAGAUGUAUUCUGGCCACUCCAGAAGCGGCAUCAUCGUGGCAAGUAUUAACGAAAUUCUGCACAACUUCACCGGACUAGUUGGUUACCAUGACAUCAAGGACAGGCAGCCAAUCAUAGAUGACAUGCUGGGUCCCAAAGGUCUCGGGAGGCAUCUGACCCGUAGCGCCUCUGUGUCGGGCUCUGAACGCUCUCCCUCUGUCUUCUCAGAACACAUUCGUCCCUUCCCCUCCUACGACCAACCCCAUCUUCCCCUGCAGUGCGGCUCCACCCCUCCUGCUUUCCCCCAUUGGUCUGACCAGCUCGUCCCAGACGCCUCCUUUAAGGAGGUUUUGCCGCAACAUUCAGACACAGACUUUGAGGUUCUCCGACUCGCCAUCUCUCAGCUGCGGGCUGAGCGUAAGGCGCAGUUGCAGCAGCAGUUGGACGCUCGGGCGGAGUCGUACAUCAACUCCUUUACAAACCUCCUUCCUAAUGUCGGUGGUGGCAGCGGUCACUCCACACCCCUUUUAGCUCAAGGAGGCCCCACCGAGUCGGAGAAGGUCACUCAAGACAAGAACGCAGUGGCAGUGACUCUGGACAUGAUUCACUCAGCAUUGCACCAGGAACAGAUUGAGGAUAUGGGGACAAAGGGCGGAGCAUUGACUCACGCCGUAGGACGACGAUGUGGAGGAAGUGAAGGAGAUGCUGGACAUCCCUCAGAUGGUUCUCCAGUAAGAGUGGGAAGAAACGGGGAUCCAGGUUAUGGUGAGACGACUCCUUCUUUGUCCAACCAAAGCACAGCGACAAGACCGAGUAUCCAGACGGGCUCCACCAGCGACGGGAGGGAGAAGAAUCCACCAGGAGUACCUGUCCUUCCCACAGCAGCUCAAUAUGCUGCAGCCUCCUACAGUACCACAGCUUGUCCUGUAGAGGGUCCCAGGACUAACGCAUUGAGAGAGACACAGUUGGGCCAAGAACAGCCGAUAGGUGAAGAGGGAGCACCACCACCACCACCACCACCUGGCAACAGCACUGCCAGUGGCACCAAGAUCCAGAACCCUCGACCUCUUCACCAACUGAACAGCCAGCCGACUCCGUCGCCCCGGCAACAACUGCCCAACAGCCAGCAGCAGCGAAGGGGCGCCGGCCUCCUGCAGACCCCCUACCCGCCUCGAUUCCCCAACCGAGGCCCCCUGGCUCCCCUCGGAGGUGGACUCCUGGGGCCCAUGCCUCGCUGGCCAGGGGGCCUGGGCCUGGGCCUGGGCCCGGGCCCCACAAGCGCCACGGCGCUGGUCUGGGGCCUCCAACAGGCCAGCGGGGACAUGAGGGGUCCUCCACUGCUGGGCAGUUACUACAACCCUGCAGGUCAGGGUGUCAGAAGGUACAGAGGGGGGGCGAGUGGAGGAGGCUUCAAUGGGAUGUAGAAACAUUCCUGAAACCAUCUCGACCAUCAGGUGACGAACAGCUGCUACGUUGUUGGAAGGAGGCACCAAACUGAAGCUCUUUAUUUUGCUGUUAAACCAGGGUUUACGGCAUGUGCCGCGCUUUCCUGGACACGUCAGUCUUGGUUCAUGUAUUCGGCUCCUAGAAAGAAUGGCAAAAAUAUUUUGCUUUUAUUAUUUAUUUGUUUGGCAUUUCGGCCUCAUGUAGAAAAGGGGGCUGGAGAAUUGAGGGUAUGCAUCUACGGUCUCACGUGGGAUCCGAACCUAUGCGCUGUCACCGCUUUGCUCAAAGCUACAACGGAGAGGAAUCGCUGUUUUUAAAAUGUUUUUUUUAUGAACCGACGUCAGUUAGGUGUGAAGUAAUAGUCAUUGUUCCAUUAAAGUCGAUACGCUUCCGGAGUCGUAGGAUUUGUAACAACCCAAUAUUGCAAGUCUUUCGUCACCGUCUUGUUUUGGGAAUACCGCCAUUUGAUUGGUCGAUUACUUGAUUGACUGAAACGACCGGCUGAGGAGUAAAGCCGAAACGGUGCGAAAAAGCACAAUACAAUUGAGCAAUUUUCUCACAAAAGUUGAUUGGUGCCCAACUGGAAUAAUUCUGUAUUGAACAACUUGGAUAAGAGAAGAGACAGAAGCUCCGUCCAUGUCUCUAAUUUGGAGCUGUUUUACUUUGUUUCCACUCUAAUGGAAGAGUUCAUUCUUAGUUCUAGAUGGGGUUUUUUUCUCACUCGGACUUGGACUGACCUCUUGAUAUGUCACGGUGCUUUGAAUUCUCUCCUCCCUGAACGGAUGGUAAACUAAGUAGCAGUUGCUCUGAGAGCAUUAACUAAAUGUUUCGAAGCCACUCGAUGGAUUCAAUUUCCGGCUUUUUCCUCCUUCAGUUUGACGGUUUUGGACUUUCUGGUUCUGCUUUCUCUAAAGGAACCUUUUGAGCCGAUUAUUUCUUAAUUUUGCAUCGUGGGAGGGACCAACGCGCACCCUGAUUCUUGAAGUGGACUCCUGAUGAUAUGAAAGAAUUUUACAAAAACGAGUUGUAAAGGAAUAGGAGAGAGUGACUGCCUUAUACUUCUUCCAGUGAGCUUUUCAUUUCUUUGUUUUCUUCUGAAUGUUUUUGUCUGUCUUCCUGGGAGCUGUUUGUGUUUAGUUGCUGUUGUAUGUACAGUAGGAAAGUGACCAUGUAA
Molecule: messenger RNA, 7764 nt
Organism: Pungitius pungitius (ninespine stickleback)
Lineage: Eukaryota; Metazoa; Chordata; Actinopteri; Perciformes; Gasterosteidae
Gene: tasora
Product: transcription activation suppressor a
Exons: 29
Coding region: 179-6568 (2129 amino acids)
Biological process (GO): protein localization to heterochromatin; negative regulation of gene expression, epigenetic
Cellular component (GO): nucleoplasm; heterochromatin
Molecular function (GO): chromatin binding
Source: RefSeq, a predicted model, not a curated record